GUUUACUCGAGUAAAAUGUUCCGAAUUGUUGGCUUAAUUUGCCUUACAGUUUUAGUCCCGAGCUGUGACUCUGUGGAUCCAGAAAAUUAUGGUAAAGAUUACUACAGUUCUUCGGUUUUGGGUUUAGUAAAUCUUUUGGAGCUUGAGCGGAAGUUCAUGGAAGAGUUCACAGUCCAUGCAGAUGUGCUGCAGGAGAAGGUGGACAACCUGCAAAUGUACAUCGACUACUUAGAUCGUGCCCAGCAUGAAAGCCACAAGGAAAGAGAAAAGUUUGUCUCCAAUCCACUCAACGCCUACGGACUGAUACGUCGCCUGCAACAGGAUUGGCCCAAAUGGCAGAACUACACGCAGAAGCCACUGGGCACGGCACAGCUGAACGCCAUGGAAGAGCUGCUCUCUAAUGCUCCAGAUCUCUACGACAUGACAGAGUCGCUCAAGUCAAUGGAUCGCAUUGAGAAAACUUAUGACCUGCCAGCCAGUCACAUAGCUAGAGGACUGCUGCAGCAAAAACAAUACGACACUCAACUGUCAGUGAGAGACUGCUUGGCCCUGGCACAGCACAAAUAUGAAACUGGGGAUUACAUACGCGCCUCCAUGUGGUAUCGCGAGGCACUGCGCCACGAGCCAGAGCCCAGUGCGGAGCUUAUCAACGCCGUUCUGGGCGAUCCACGCGAAGGUUUGGAUCUACAGUUUGCACGAACCAUGGUCAUACGCGGCCUUGGUUUAUCGGAUCAAUCGAUGAGCAGGGAAACAAUUCACGCAUCAGCUAGCGACUUUUUAAACAAGUCCAGUCCACGAGAUGUGGAGGAGUUCAUUAGCUAUUAUCUCGCUCAAAGCGAUGAGGAAAUAGCCAAAGAGAUGGGCACCCCACAAACCCCACCUACAGCCCACGAGUUUGGGUGCCGCGGACUCUUCCCUCCGCGCACGAAUCUCGUCUGUCGCUACAACUCGACCACGACACCAUUCCUGAAACUGGCACCACUGAAAAUGGAGGAAGUCAACCAUGAUCCUUAUAUUGUCAUGUACCACGACGUUCUAUCCGAAAGGGAAAUUGAGGAAAUGAAGCAGCUGGCGGAGCCCAUGGUCAAUGGCUUGUCGGGCUCGGACAUGGCAAACAUCUCGGAGCCUCUCGAAAUUGUGGCACGCGUUGCAUGGCUGAUGGAGCCGUCGCCCUUCAGGGAGCGGCUGAAUCUCCGCAUUGGCGACAUGACCGGCUUCGAUGUGAGUGACUUUGAAGCCCUGCAGUUGGCCAACUUUGGUGUGGGCUCGUACUUCAAGGCGCACUACGACUACCUCACCGAUCGCCUCACAGAAGCGGGCUCCUCCCCGUUGGGCGAUCGCACCGGCAGCCUCAUCAUCUAUGCCAGCGAAGUGCCACAAGGUGGUGCCACGAUAUUCCCCGACAUUCAGGUGACUGUCCAACCGCAGAAGGGCAACAGUUUGUUUUGGUACAACACAUUCGAUGACUCGACACCAGAUCCGCGCUCACUGCAUGGUGUGUGCCCUGUCAUAGCUGGUUCUAGAUGGACGGUUACAAAAUGGCUACACCAAUGGCCACAAAUGUUUCUGAAACCCUGCAGUCCGCGUCGACAGCUAGUGGAACGAAAGUCUUAAAUUGCAAUUU
This is a messenger RNA of Drosophila subobscura, 1624 nucleotides long. Its product is annotated as prolyl 4-hydroxylase subunit alpha-1-like. Gene Ontology annotation, molecular function: iron ion binding; procollagen-proline 4-dioxygenase activity; L-ascorbic acid binding. Bases 16 to 1614 code for a protein of 532 amino acids. NCBI's taxonomy places the organism in Eukaryota, Metazoa, Arthropoda, Insecta, Diptera, Drosophilidae. Gene Ontology annotation, biological process: peptidyl-proline hydroxylation to 4-hydroxy-L-proline. Gene Ontology annotation, cellular component: endoplasmic reticulum. The transcript is spliced from 6 exons. The record is from RefSeq and is a predicted model, not a curated record.